Orbilia oligospora ATCC 24927 is the source of this 3492-nucleotide messenger RNA. RefSeq lists its product as uncharacterized. The record is from RefSeq and is a predicted model, not a curated record. Gene Ontology annotation, molecular function: sulfite reductase (NADPH) activity; oxidoreductase activity, acting on the aldehyde or oxo group of donors; FMN binding. Gene Ontology annotation, cellular component: cytosol. The transcript has 2 exons. NCBI's taxonomy places the organism in Eukaryota, Fungi, Ascomycota, Orbiliomycetes, Orbiliales, Orbiliaceae. The coding region runs from base 1 to 3492 and encodes 1163 amino acids.
AUGGCCUCCAUCUCUCGCACUCCAUCUCCAUCCCCCUCCCCCACCUUCGCAACAGGCCUGCGCACCGGCUCCUUCUCUUCUCUGCAGACUCUGUCCCGACCCGGUUUACAGCAUUCUCACUCCUCCUCCUCCUCAGCUGCUGCGAACCUGUUACUCUUCAAUCCAAUGUAUCUGCAAGCUCCCGAUGCCCCGGCACCGGCCUCGGCCGGCCCUGUCUCCAUCACCAACGGAGAAACCUCCAAAUUCGCUCUCUCCCAAGAACACAGACCGGACCAACCUCAACUGUCGAUUCUAAACGGCUCAGCUGCCUUUCCCUUCGGCACCCCUCACGAUGUCUCCAAAAUCACCGGUCAGGCUUACUUGACCUCCCAGCAGCUUGUCCAGCAUGUUGGUUAUUCUCUCUCUGACAACGUCUUCUCCUACUCGCCGGAGACGUUCGACCUCGAUACUGCUGCCAAGGAAUGGUCUGGUAAAUCCCAGGCCAAUGCUUACGGCAGGCCUACCACAAUCACCAGCUUAGAAACUAGAACAGGAGCUGCUUCCGUUCUACUAGGUUAUGUUUUCUCUAACGACAGGGAACUGUCUAAGAGAAACAUUCCCCAGACCGUCAUAGCAUCCACCGCUACUCUCCUCGAAAUGCGAAAUGCUCUCGAGCAGCUUUCCAUGCUCUAUGCUGUCUCUAGCCCUUUCGUUGCUCAUGUCGCAGCCGUUGAUUACUCUCCCUUCCAGUACAAUUUGGUUGCCGACUAUACCUCGGCCCUACAAGUCGCUCAAGAUGCCGGAAUUGGUCUUAUUUCGUCAAGAUCAGCUCAUGAUGCCCAGCAUAUGGCACUUUUCUCAACAUUGGUGUCUUCUGUACUACCUACUGUUCACAUCUACGACGGUGUUCGAGCUGGACGGGAAACCGCCAAAGUUGUCGAUGUCUUGGAUCAAGCUGGUAUCUAUCAGACUUACCAGUCCAUUCUAAAUGAGCAAAAGACCAUUGGCAAGAAGGUUGAUCCUGAGGCUAAAGUUGCCAAGAUACUCGAGAAUCUCAACUCUGAGCUCGGAACUUCCUACAAGCUCUUCGAAUACGCUGGACACAGUGAGCCAGAAGCCGUGCUUGUAGUAUUCGGAUCUGUCGAGUCUUCGGUUUCUGCCCAGGUUGCUACCCGUUUGGCAGCCGGUGGCGAGAAGAUUGGUGUGAUCUCCGUGCGCGUCUACCGUCCGUUCUCUGAGACCCACUUUUUGGAAGCUCUUCCAAAGUCCGUGAAGAGGGUUGCUGUCCUCGGUCAAGUCAUCGAUCAAGCUGCUGUUGACGAUGCUUCCGUUCAAUCCUCCCUAUAUGCUGACGUUCUCGCUGCUUUGACUAUGGCCGAGGACUGGACGAUCACUCCUCCGGUCAUUGACGUCAAAUACCCCAGAGAGCAGGGUUGGGUGCCUUCUGAUUUUGCCUGGAUCUUCGACCAAAUUGUCAAGCAAAAGUCUACUUCCAUCUCGCCACCAGAGGAAGCUCUGGCAGCAGAGGCCUCCCAUAUCGCUGGGUUCGAGAUCUUUGAGGCUGAAGCCGUCUCUCAAUACGUCUUCUGGGACCUUGAUGUUUCUACCGGCGAAGAGGCACCAAGCAGCAUUACAAGGCUUUUGGCUUCUGAUAGCUCUCGGAAUGUUACCUAUUCCUCGAUCUACGACAAUCUAUCGCAGGCUGGCAUUACCUACAGCUGGAUCAGGAGCGCUAAAGAGACUGUCCAGGCUCAUUACGAUGUUACACAAGCUGAUGUGGUAGUUGUAAACGAUUCAAAGAUUACUCUAUCUUAUGAUGUUGCUUCUGGUGUGAAGACCAGCGGUACACUUCUCCUUCGAAGCCCUAUUAAGGAUGAAGAUCUCGAGGCUAAGCUUCCGGCUCAAUUGAAGAAGGCCUUGGCGCAUAAGAAGGCUAAAUUCUACAUUCUCGACGUACCACAGGAUGCUGGUCUUUCACCCGAGAAAGAGAACUUGCUCUUGCAGCUCGCUUUCCUCCGCGUCUCCGGUGAAGUCGACAAGGUUUCCGCUAUUAGCGAAAAGCUUGCCAACAUUGAUAAGGGUGUUGAGCCCCAGACCAUCCAAGAGGUCGCCGCUCUUAUCGAUACCUACGUCCGCGAAGUCCCCGUCCCAGAAUCUUGGCUCGAAACUGAAGUUAUUGGGGAACCUCUUCCAUCCUCCUUCGACCCCAAUAGCUUCGCUAUCAACACCGCCAAAUCUGAGGAAGAUCCCAAGUACCUCCUCAAGAAAUCAAUCCACUCCGCCAUUAUUCUUUCCUUCCGUGAGGCGUUUGAACUCCAAAAUGCUCUCCGUCCUGACCUCCCUGUUACCAACUUUAUUGUGCGUGUACAGGAGAACAAGCGACUUACACCCCUCUCGUAUGAUCGUAACAUCUUCCACAUUGAGUUCGAUCUUACCGGGACCGGUAUGACAUAUGAUAUCGGUGAGGCGUUGGGCAUCCAUGCUCACAAUGAUCCCGAAGAGGUUAACCAGUUCAUUAAAUUCUAUGGACUUGAGGCAAACGAUGUUGUCGAGGUUCCUUCGAGGGAUGAUCCUGAUCAACUAGAAAUGAGAACUAUAUACCAGGCGCUCAGUCAGAACAUUGACAUAUUCGGCCGUCCACCGAAGAAGUUCUAUGAAGCCCUCUCGGAGUUCGCAACAGACGAGAAGGAAAAGAAGGAGCUUCUUACGCUUGGAUCUGCCGAGGGAGCCGUGGAGUUCAAGCGUCGUGCGGAAGUUGAUACUGUCACAUAUGCUGAUGUACUCCUUGAAUUUGGGUCUGCACAUCCUUCCUUCCAUGAUUUGGCGAAGAUUGUAUCGCCUAUGAAGAGAAGGGAGUAUUCCAUUGCCAGCAGUCAACAGGUGCACCAGAACAGUGUGCAUUUGUUGAUUGUGGUUGUCAAUUGGGUUGACCCGAAGGGUAGGGAUAGGUUUGGACAGGCGACGCGGUACUUGAGUGGAUUGAAGAUUGGGAGUGAGGUUACGGUUAGCGUUAAGCCAAGUGUUAUGAAGCUGCCGACGGAGAGCACGAAGCCACUUAUUAUGGCAGGUUUGGGAACUGGACUUGCGCCCUUCCGAGCCUUUGUGCAGUAUCGCGCAUGGCAGAAGGAACAGGGUAUCCCCAUCGGCUCCGUAUUGUUGUACAUGGGUUCCCGUCACCAACGAGAAGAAUAUCUUUACGGUGAAGAAUGGGAAGCCUACGAAGCUGCAGGAGUGGUUACGUAUAUUGGAAAAGCGUUUAGUAGAGAUCAACCUGAAAAGGUUUAUAUUCAAGAUAAGAUGAGGCAAAGUCUUGAGAAGAUUGUGAAGGCAUAUGGUGAGGAAGAAGCCGGAAGCUUUUACUUGUGCGGACCGACUUGGCCGGUGCCUGAUGUGCAGGAGGUCUUGAUGGAGGCUAUUGCGGUUGAAGCUACGAGGAAGGGGGUUAAGGUUGAUACGAGAAGAAGGAUUGAGGAGUUGAAGGAUGAUGGGAGAUAUGUUCUUGAGGUUUAUUAG